This is a messenger RNA of Spodoptera littoralis (African cotton leafworm), 2622 nucleotides long. The record is from the annotation of a GenBank genome assembly. Lineage: Eukaryota; Metazoa; Arthropoda; Insecta; Lepidoptera; Noctuidae.
AUGGAGAUUGAUGAGACUGCCGUCAGUGGUGAUAUACAGUCGACUACGGGCCGCCCCACACCGGCUGACUUCGAUAAAUAUUUGCCUUGGGCAUGUGCCCAAUUGUCAGCAGAAGCUGAUGUUGUGGUGAUACGGAGCCUUCUCAGUAUGUACCAGACAGGCAGAGAGAAUACAAAAACCAAAAGCAAAUUUAUACCCAAAAUUCAGACUGAAGUCGAUUCCAAUGAAACUCUACCUCACAAUUUAACAUCUGACCUCAAUGAAAUCGAUGGGCCCAGCGAUGAAAAAACCGUUUACAUUGAAACUGUGUAUGAUGAAUACAACAAAUUAGUUCGAUUAAACUUCAAUAAAAAUAACACUAUUAAAAUACCGAGACUGACAUUUAAAAUAAUUGGUCUUAUACUGCAUUUCCAUACAUCACUGUCUUCCAUUGUCAUUAGCAGUGGUGCACAUGCAGCAGCGAUUUACGAAAUAUCAAAAUUUUUACCCAAAUCUAAUAUAACUGAAAUAUGCCUCGACUGCACAUACGUCCCUGAAGGGAACUACCAUAUACUAUUAAAAUAUGUCAAUUUAAAACAUUUAUCUUUGUCGAAAUGUAACGUUAACGAUGCUACUCUUCAACUAAUUGCCUCUGAGUUAUUACGAAUGAACCCAACUCCUAAACUAUGUGCACUUAAUCUAGCAACGAACCAAAUCACAGAUGUCGGAGCAAAAUGUUUAGCAGAAGUAUUGCGACGCAAUAGAAACAUCGGCUACUUGAAUUUAUCUGAUAACAUGAUAAGUGAUGAUGGAGCAAUAAGUAUUUUCAAUAUACUUAUGGAAUUCCCAUUGACUCCUGAAGAAGCGGCUGAGAGAAGGAGUAGACUAAUGGUUCGUUUAAUAGAAAGAAACAACCUAUUACAAAAAACGAUAAAGAACAUGCAAGAGGUUGGUGAUUUGGCUGAAAAAAAGAUGGCUAGACGAAAAACAAUUAAACCGCCACUUACAAAUGCAUUGAAGAAGAAGAUAGACUCUGAGAAUACAAUGACUAAGAGUAUGGAAAUGAUAUUGUAUGAAAGAGCUGAGAUUAUCGUAGAUAAUUUAAUGGGUCCAGCGUACAACAAUCUAUCUCAUUUAAGCAUUAAGAAACUUUGUGAUGUGUUGAACCAGCAGAAGCUUCUCGCCAGAAGACCAAGAGGUUUAGUCAACGUUGUCAUCGAAGAUCCACAUGUCGCCGAAUGGACGGAUCCACCCAAACCGAUGCCUGAUGACUUCGAAAAUUUUGUACCCUGGGCCUGUAGCCAAAUGCUUGUUGAAGCCAAAGUGGUGGUCACCAGAUUUACACAAAGUGAAUAUAUAAGUGUAAAAUCCACCCCAACUGGAAAAACAAAGAAAUCAAAAGGACCAGCACACUUAAACAGCAGUACAGACACAGUUAAUGAACAAAAAUUUUCUACCAUGCCAACAACGGACUCAGACUCUAAAAUAGGCAUUGACGCCAUCUACGAUACCAGUCACAACUUGGUUCAAAUAAAAUUCCUCAAAAACCAAACUAUACCGAGAAAAGUAUUCAAAAUUAUUGGUCUAAUCAUCCGCUUCCAAAAAUAUUUAAAUUCUAUUGUAAUCAACAGUGGUCUGACAUGCGAAAUUAUACACGAAAUAGCUAAGAUCCUACCUUUAUCCCGAAUCACAGAAAUAUGUCUCGAUCAUUCGUAUAUCAAGGAAGCCAAUUACGAUAUUUUAUUAGAGCAGGGCUCUAUAAAACAUCUCUCAUUGGCAAGAUGUAGAAUAAACGACGUAAUAGUAAAAAAUAUAGCUUCAAAACUAUGUUAUCAACAAAAAGCAGCAAAAACACUGAUUGCUUUAAAUUUAGCAUCGAACCGUAUUACAGAUGUAGGUGCCCAAUACUUAGCAGAUGCAUUAAGGUCUAAUAGACAACUCAGUUAUUUAAACUUAUCAGAUAAUAUGAUAAAUGAUGAAGGAGCACUAAGUAUAUUUAAUGUACUUAUGGAGUUUCCACUAACGAGUUUGGAAGACCACAGCAGAAAAACAAGACUUAUGAUCUAUUUGCACAGGAAACUAGAUUUAAUCAUCAAAAAAACGAAAGAAGUGAGAGCAUCUGAAGAUAAGAAAAACUUAAAAAGGAGAGUGACUAAACCUAUAGUGAUGGCAAAAAAGAAGAAUUCGGAAAAGGAUAAUAAUUCUGGUACUGGGACAUCCCAGCAUAUAAGGAGUAUACCGAACAUUGAACCACUGUUCAGUGAUAAAGCGGCAAAUAUUGUGGAAGAUAUGAUUGGCCCAUUUGUUGAUCCAUUCGAUGAUUCGAGUAUUUUUGUUAAGCAUCAUAAAGUUUACUGUUACGGUAAUAAUGUUCUAUGCCAUUUAAAUAUGGCGUAUAACAAUCUCUCUUAUAACAGUGUUAAAAAACUUCGUAAUGUUGUAAUGUCACAACACGUACACGGUAGAAAGCCUAAAGGUCUUAUCAAUGUGAGGCUCGAAGGAAAUUAUUUGCCGAUAUCCUGUAAAGAAUUGACAGAAAUUGAUGACAUGCUUGAAUCAGGUCUUUUACAGACUAAAAGACCUUCUGAAAGCAAGAAGAGAGUGUCCAAGGUAGGCAGUGCUAAAAGCACGGGUAUUUUUUGA